This is a messenger RNA of Acromyrmex echinatior (Panamanian leafcutter ant), 350 nucleotides long. Its product is annotated as odorant receptor 10-like. The record is from RefSeq and is a predicted model, not a curated record. Gene Ontology annotation, molecular function: odorant binding; olfactory receptor activity. NCBI's taxonomy places the organism in Eukaryota, Metazoa, Arthropoda, Insecta, Hymenoptera, Formicidae. Gene Ontology annotation, cellular component: plasma membrane. Gene Ontology annotation, biological process: detection of chemical stimulus involved in sensory perception of smell; sensory perception of smell.
AUAAAUACGGCUGAUAUCGCACAAGGAUACUUCUCACUAUUACUUCUUUUUAUUGUUUUGAUGAAUACUUUUCUAUAUUGUGGAGCAGGAGAGCUUGUAGCAGAACAAUGCAAUGCAGUAUAUCGUGCAAUAUGCGAUCUAGAGUGGUACGAGUUAGAAUCAAGUAAGGCAAGAAAUCUUAUUUUGUUAAUGGUGCGAGCUAAAUAUCCUUUUUAUAUCACUGCAGGAAAUAUUUUUCCACUAACAAUGACUACUUUUUGCAGCAUAUUAAAAUCAUCGAUUGGCUAUAUAUCAUUCCUAUUGACAAAACAUGAUUGAAGAUGAUAUAUUAACAUUCAACAUGCUGUAUG